GAGGACUCAGGACAGUCGAAGGAGGUGAACUGACGUUCGGGAAAAUUCAUCGAGCUCCGUAUAGCAAUCCUUUCCUUCAAGAUGUUCUUCACGGUUCAUGCGAAGUCCGCCGUGCCUAGUGGCGACGCUGAGAAAGGGAAAAAAAUAUUCGUGCAAAGAUGCUCCCAGUGCCACACGGUGGACAAAGGAGCCGGUCACAAAGUAGGACCCAAUCUGCAUGGACUGUUCGGUCGAAAAACUGGCCAGGCCGCCGGAUACUCUUACACCGCCGCGAACCAGGCCAAGGGAAUCACCUGGGGUGAGGACACCCUCUUCGAGUAUCUGCUCGACCCGAAAAAAUACAUUCCCGGGACGAAGAUGGUGUUCGCUGGUCUUAAGAAACCCCAAGACCGCGCGGAUCUGAUCGCCUACUUGAAGCAGUCGACGAAGUGAGCUCCGCUCGCCCGACUCCGCUCGGUCAGAUCAUUGCAGGAUCACCGCUACCAUUGAGCAAGGUUCGCUCGUUUGUUAGUGCGUUUGAAAUGAAUAAAACACAAAAUUCCUAGAUCAGAA
Molecule: messenger RNA, 552 nt
Organism: Galendromus occidentalis (western predatory mite)
Lineage: Eukaryota; Metazoa; Arthropoda; Arachnida; Mesostigmata; Phytoseiidae
Product: cytochrome c
Exons: 2
Coding region: 82-432 (116 amino acids)
Molecular function (GO): electron transfer activity; heme binding
Source: RefSeq, a predicted model, not a curated record